UCCCGGGGCGGGGCGGGGUCUGGGAAGCCCGGGGAGCCGACCCGCCAGAAGUGGCGCUGCCCGUCACUCACUCUUGUAAGUGCUACAACUGCUGGGGGAAAUAUAAGAUUUCCUAUUAAAGGUGAAUUUCAAAUGAACAACAACUAACUUUUUAGUGAGAGUAACCCAUAUACUUAUUGUUAUCUGAGAGAUCCACAUUUACCUGUGUAGCCUGUGCUUUUAUUCGCUAAAUUAAGCUGUCUUAAUCAGGAGCCUUUUACACUCUUAGAAUUUUUUUUUUUUUUUUUUUUUUUUUUUUUUUUACUUUGGAGGCUAGGGAAGUGCCUAGAUAGGCAGAGUUCUUCUGGAGCAAGCUUGUGGGCCUGAGUUUGAUCCCCAGUACCCACGGAAAAAAGCUAGGUGUGUUAGGGCUGGAGAAAUGGCUAAGACUAGAGCCAGUCAGUAUUAGCACCUACUCGAUCUGUGAAACUUAACAUGAUCACUUCACGUACUUAACUUUCGAAUACAGUGCUCUCAAACCCCCAAAAGAAUUGAGGGUCUAAGAAAUUCCCGUAUUAAGAACAUUCAAACAGGAAGGGGCGGGCGGAAAUACCGACUUGGAUUCGUGAGAUUAACUUGUGAGUGACUUAUUUUACUUGGGCCAAUGUAGUACUGCUGUUCACUGAAUAUUGUAUGUGAGGGGUCUAUGAGUUAGUAGGUCAGUUGGAUUAGAAAUUAGCAAUGUACAGAAGUACUAUCAAUUUUUCUCAUAAGUUACAAUACUAUAAUUAAAAAUUAUUACAGUUUUGUAUGACACAGUCAGGUCCAGAGCUGGGACGUUUGUAUCUUCUAUGGCUUAGCAUAGGCUUUACUUACUUAUUUGCAUAAUGAACAAGCAACAUAUCAUACCUUCCUAACAUUUAAAAUAAUGUACACUAGCAUAAAUGUUUCCAAGGCCAUUACUGGAGAUAGCAUUGAAUACGGCUUUAAUUAGGAGUAAUUGCUGUAAUAAUUUAUAUUAUAUCUUUUUUUUUUCUGUGAGCUUUGGUUUGAGGAACUGGACACAUAAAUCUGGAUUUGAAUCAUUGCAAAACUUAGCAAUUCCCUGGGAGAGUCGUUAGCAAAACCAGAUAUAAUAUGCCCUUCAGCUGGAAAAGAGACUUUGAGAGAAUAAGCCUGAACAUUGGCUAUGAUUGUGGAAGUCUAAAGUUCCCUGGGAAAUGAGCCCAAAGAAUGAGGGAAGUCAUCGGUACUGGUUUCAGGACACUAUAGACACCAACUUGGUUAUUUGAGCAUCUUCCAAUGACCUUCAGCUUUACAUGAAGAUUGCUUUCUCAGAGGAGCUCCAGACUAUCAUAGAGGGAAAUAUUUCUUUUUGUCUUCAAAAUGAAAAUAGACUUGGAAGUCAGUGAGCCAAUCAACUUUAGUUCUGGAGAUCAUCAACACCUGGUUCAGAAAGCAGCAAUUAAAAGUGGCCACUCUAAGAUUGAUCAGCCCUUCACAUAUUCAUCCAGAAACACACCACAAGAAGCCAUAAAGUACCCACGUUCCAAGCAAAGAGAUACGGCAAAUACCUAUGCAGUACAAAUUUCAGACGAUGUUAUCUCAGAGGAGACCAUCACAAGUCCGCCCGGUCCCUUCGAAAGCAUGUCUAUCCGUAAAGGGUUCAUCCUGAAGGUGUUCGUUGUCUUAUCAGUCCAGCUGCUGGUCACUGCGACAAUCAUCGGCGUGUUUGUGUUCAGCAAACCUCUAAGACAGUGGGUCAUCAGCGUGCCUUGGUUCAUCUAUGCACUCCUCCCAGCGUGCUUUAUUGUGAUCAUCGUGCUCGCUUGCUGUAGGGAUGUCCGGCGUCAGGUGCCCAUGAACUACAUUCUCCUGGCAUUAUUUACACUCCUGGAAGGUCUGCUGCUAGGAAGUAUGUCCGUCUUCUAUAAAGCAGAAGAGAUUCUGUGGGCAGCGGGAGCAACCACUGUGGUGACGUUAGCGCUUACUUUAUUUGCUCUCCAAACAAAAUGGGACUUCACCUUGCUGAAUGGAGUGUUGUUUGUUUGCCUCUGUGUCCUCUUCGUCUACGGGAUUAUCGCACUCGUCAUACGAUCCUAUUGGCUACAUCUGGUGUAUGCAGCGCUCGGAACACUACUCUUCUCCAUGUACCUGGUUAUGGACGUGCAGAUGAUGGUUGGGGGGCGCUACCAUUAUGAGGUAGACCCUGAAGAGUACAUUUUUGCUGCUCUGAACAUCUAUGUGGAUAUCAUCAGCCUUUUCAUUUUCAUUUUGGACCUGAUUGCCCGAUAGCCGAUGGCCAAGGCUGGCUGAAGCUGAGAAGAGGGAAGGCAGGAUGCCUGUGGAGUGCUGCCAGGCCCAGGCACACAGCAGUGACCACUCAUAGGUCCUUUCAGUAGUUAUUUAUUUAUCUAUUUACUUAUUAUUAAUUUAUGUCAAAAGAAGAAUUCAGUAGAUGGUAGCUGUUGCUGUUAUACUUUUUAUUUCCCUUGUCAUAUGGCAAAACUUUGUUAUUCAUAUGGAAACAUUUCAGAUUCCUACAAAUUCAGAAAAUGAGUAUCCUAAUCACAUACUGACAUACCUUUAGAAGGUUCCCACUGCUUUGUUGAAGUUUCCUAGGCACAAUUUUUUUCUUUAUUAAGAAAUUUUUUAUUCAUUUUAUAUACCAACCGCAGAUCCCCUUCUCAUCCCUCUUCCUGCUCCCCCCCAAGCCUCACCUCCCCCACUCCCCAUCCCCUCCUCUGAAAAGGUAAGGCCUCCCAUGGGGAGUCAGCAAAGUCUAGGCACAAUUUAAAGCUGUAAACACCUAUACAUAAAUAAAGUUGAUUGUAGAAAACCCCAAAUACUUCCUUUCUCUUCAUUUGGACAUUCUAUGGGGAUAUUUUAGCAUGAGAUUUUUUUUCUUAAAAGUAGAACCCAAAUCUGCUUUUCUUCCACUUUCCACAGUCAGCCUGGAGAGAAUUCUGUCAGGUAGGGAGGUGAAGAGCUCAGGACAGUGUUGGCUGCAUGCCACCAAUAAACCUGUCCCUUUGUGCUUGACUCGGAGGACCAUCUCUUCUGAGUAUUGGGCCAACUGGCCUUAUAACAUCUUAAACAUCUUUUUAAUUGUAAUAAAACAUACAUAAAAUUUCUAUUUUAGCAGUUUCUGCAUACAGUUAAGUAGUAUUGCAUAUAUUAUUGUAAAACCAAUCUCUGCAAUGCUCCCAGCUUGAAAACUGAAGCUCUAUAUCCACUGUAUUAGUCAGGGUUCUUUGGGAACAGAACUUAUAGGAUGAAUCCAUCUAUCUAUCUAUCUAUCUAUCUAUCUAUCUAUCUAUCUAUCGAUCUAUCUAUCUGUCUGUCUAUCUAUCUACCUAUCUACCUACCCACCUAUCUAUCAUCUGUCUGUCUAUCUAUCAUCUAUCUAUCUAUCAAUCUAUCUAUCUAUCUAUCUAUCUAUCUAUCUAUCUAUCUAUCUAUCUCAUGCCACACAUUUCUGGUUGUGAAGUGAGGUCCUUGGUCAGAAGCAAUACUGUGUGGAAUACCAUGAUGGUGGAUAAGGAAUUCUGUAAGUUCACGGAUGGUAGUUUGGGCAGAAACUUGCCUGCAGGAAAGGCAAAUCUAUAACCAGAAUAAGCAUCUACUCCAGUAAGGACAAAGUGUUGUUCUUUCUACAAAGGAAGUGGUCCAAUGUAGCCAAUCUGCCACCAGGUUGCUGGCUGGUCACCCUGGGGAAUGGCGCCAUAUCUGGGAUUCAGUGUUGGUCUCUGCUGUUGGCAGAUCUGGCACUCAGCAGCAGCUGUAGCCAGGUCAGCUUGGUGAGUGGAAGUCCAUGUUGUUAAACCCAUACACAACCCCCAUCUCUGCCAUCAUGGUACCUUUGUUCAUGGGUUCAUUGAGAAAUGGCAGAAAUGACUGGGGAAAGAGGCUGACUGUCCACAGAAUGGGUUAUCUUAUCUACUUGAUUACUGAACUCCUCCUCGGCUGAAGUCACCUUUUCAUGAGCUUUUACAUGGGACACACAUAUCUUCACAUCCUUUGCCCAUCUGGAGAGAGCUAUCCACGUACUUCUUCCCCAGAUGUCUUUCAUACCAAUUUUCCAAUCAUGUUCUUUCCAAGUCCCUGGCCAUCCAGCCAAUUCAUUGGCUAUGUAGCCCAUGAGUCAGUGAACAAUCACACUUCUGUCCAUUUUUUAUAAACAAAAUGUAUGCCCAUGUGUACUGCCCAAAGUUCUGCCUACUGUGAAGAUUUCCCUUUGUUGACGUCUUUCAUAGUUGUCCCAGAAAAGGGGCUGUAAUGCUGCAGCUGUCCAUAACAUGCAGAACCAUCAGCAAGCUGGGCUCUAUUCUUCUCUUCCUCAGUCAACUGAUCAUAGGGCACACCCCAUGAGGCUAUAGGUGCAUGCUUGGCAGCAGAAGGCAUUGCAAUGGGAGUAAAAAUCAUAGGCAUUUGGGAAACAUCUUCAUGUAACUUGUUUGUGCCUUCAUGACCUUCUCAUGAGGCCCAAUCAUGUAUAUACUACUUCCAUUUGAAAAUAAAUUGCUGCUGUGCACAUCCUACUUUAUGGUUUAGUGGGUCAGAUAACACCCAGCUCAUGAUGGACAGCUCAGGUCACAUGGUAACUUAGUGGCCCAUUGUCAAAUGUUCAAUUUCCACUAAGGCCCAACAGUAGCAGGCCAAGAACUGCCUCUUAAAGGAAGAACAGUUGUCUGCAGAUGAUACUCCAAAUCCCAAAGGUCUCUUCUGUAGCUCACCUAUAGGGGCCUGCAAAAGGCUCCAAACAGCCCGUCUAUCUGCCAAUGAUACCUCAGGUACCAUCAAGUCUGCUGGAUCAUAUGGUCCAAGUGGUAGAGUAUAAGUGCCCAUGCUUUCUUACUGGGCCAAUGUUACCUUAUAUGGCCGGUCAAAGAAUUAAGUCUCAGGCUCAGAUGGAGAGGCCACAGCAAGGCUAAGGCUGUGACAAUUUUUACUGAGAGUAAUCAGACUUUUUAUACCCUUAUCAGAAACAGAAUAUAGUGGCAAUUGCCAGGAUCAGUACCAUUGUGGUUGCUAGGAUACAAUGACAUUUGCAAGCUAUACAGGGCGAUUAAUGUCUAAGACCAGUUUUCCUAUCAAGCUUCCAUGGUUCCUUUAACUUCAAAAGGAACAUACAUAGAAAGUGGCCUGAAUGCUCCACUGCCUAAGAGGGUGCCUUGGUUUCUCAGGAACUGAAAGGCAUACAAUGCCCCAGGAGCCACAAAUUCUAAUCUGAAAAACCUAUGAUCUUGCAGGCUGCAAGAAUAUCAGCUGUGUAUUAAAGCUAUACCUAGAAAUUUCAAGGCAUUUUUCUAGAGGAAGCAAUCUAUCUAUUUGGUGUUAUUCAGUUUUUAAUAUUUCAGCUGUCUUCUGCUAUGAAAUUCUUGUGGGCCCAUAUACUACUAGACCAUAUUGGGAAACAGUGUAACCCUCUGAUUCUCUAGGUAACUAACUCCUAGUUACCUAGAUACAUGGCUCUGUUUCUUGUGCAAAUGAAGCUCAGACCAUCCCUUGCCUUCAGGCCUAAUGGCACUCCCAGAGCUACUGACUCAGAACAAAGGAGAUUUUUGCAUAUCCAGGUGGAGUAAAAGGUGGAACAAGAUUUCUGGCCAGAACAAAAUCAUGUGGCUGGGAGAGAAAGAACAAGAUAGUUUUUCUGUAGAUGGUAGACAGAGCUGCAUGGCCAGAGAGAAGAGAGAAAGGCAGAGAUUCUGUAGAUUGAACGGUAGAUCUCUUGUAGAGUUUAUCAGGGCUAAGAGUAAGGAGCUAGGAAGGAUAGAUGGAGGAUGAAGGAACAGAGGACAAAGAUGAGACCAAAAGCAUAAGACUUAGUUAUUACUAGGGCUAUGAGGGGACAGAAAAAGUAGGUACAGAGAGGAACUGAGACUCAGGAUGGAACUGAAACUGUAGAUAGAAUUUUGUCACAGAGGAAUAAAGUUAAUUGACAAAUAGCAUGGUGUACAUAGAUUCCUUUCCCUCAGAUAACCCCAUGCUGGAUGUAGCAUUUUCCCUAGGACUCUGGGAGGGAACUUUCUCAGGGCUGGCCUUGGGAAAAUUCCAUUACUAUGAAGCAUGCCUCUCAAGGCAGCUAGACCAAGCCAACUCCAAGGUUUCCUGCAGCAGAUUAGCUACACAGCAGCCUGGAUCCAUUGCAGAGCCUUCUCUUGUUCCAGGUACCACACAAAGCUAGUAGCCUUCCAAGUCACUUGGUAUAUGUGUAGGAGUAACACACCCAAGUGGGGAAUGUGCUGUCUCCAGAAUCCAAAUAGGCCACUAAACAUUGGUGGGAGGGGCCAGGUGCAGUAACUUACCCUUCACUUUAGGAGGAGUAUCUUUGCAUGCCCACACCACCAGAUGGAGGCCCUUGAUUUUUGGUUGAAUUAUUUCCCAUCCUCGGAUGCACAUAUGUGCUACCAAUGAGUUCAAAGUGGUUGUUAUCUCCUGCUUACUUGGUCCAAACAGCAUAAUGUCAAUAAGGUGCACCAAUGUGAUAUUUUUGUGGAAGAGACAAUCAAGAUCCCUUUGAAAUAAAUUUUGACACAGAGCUAGAAUUAAUAUAUCCUUGAGGUAAAACUGUAAAAGUAUACUGGUGGUCUUGCCAACUGAAAGCAAAUUGCUUCUGGUGGUCCUGAUGGAUAAUUGUUGAGAAAAAGGCAUUUGCCAGAUCAAUAGCUGCACACCACAUACCAGGAGAUGUGUUAAUUUGCUUGAGUAAGGACACCACAUCUGGUACAGCAGCUGUAAUUGGAGUCACUACCUGACUGAGUUAUUGACAGUCAAGUGUCAGUCUCAGUGAUCCAUCCAUUUUCUGCACUGGCCAGAUAGAGUUAAAGGGAGAUGUGAGGACCACCACGCUUGCAUCUAUCAAGUCCUUGAUGGCGGCACUAAUUUCUGCAUUUCCUCCAGGGAUGCAAUACUGUAUUUAACUCAUUCACCAUUUUUCUUGGCAGGGGCAACUCUAAAGGCUUCCAUACCAUAAUAGCAUUUCUAACCAUAACAGCCCUCAUUCCACAGGCCAGGGUACCAAUGUGAGAAUUAUGCCAACUUCUAAGUAUGUCUAUCCCAAGUAUACACUCUGGAACUGGGGAAGUAACCACAGGAUGAGUUUGUGGACCCACUGGACCUACUGUGAGUUGGACUUUAGUCAAAACACCACUAAUCAUCUGACUUCCAUAAGCCCCAGACUUUAACUGGAGGGCCAAUGUUUCUUAGGGACUCCUGGAAUCAGUGUCAAUUCAGAACCAGUAUCCGACAGACCCUAGAAAGUCUGAUUGUUUCCUUUACCCCAGUGUUCAAUUACCCUUGUAAGACCAUAGGUCCCUCUGGGGAAGGCUAACUGUAAAACUCUUAGGUAUUUUAUUAAGGUCCUUCCUUAGGGGAACCUAGCCAUCCCUUCAAUCAAGAGGUUCUGGGUCUGAAAACUGGCUCAAGUCUAGAAAUUGGUUCAUGGGUCAAGAUUCCCUUUUGCCAUGAUCCAGUGCAGCCUUUCUUUCGUUUGAGAAUUUUUCUGCUUAUACAGAUCAAACAAAAAUGCAGUAGGCCCUUUUCAUACCUGGAAACACCAUGAUUGAUUAGCCAGUACCAAAGGUCCAGACAAGUCAUGCCACCAUAAAAAUCACUUUGCAUAUACUACCUAUCAGGUUAGGCCAGUGGUUCUCCAUCUGUGGGUCGUGACCCUUUUGGGGGUUGAAUGACCCUUUCACAGGAGUCACCUAACACCAUCAGAAAACACAUUUCUGAUGGUCUUUGGAAUGGAGACACUGCUCCUCUAUCCAUCUCCAGGUGGGUCUGCCCACAUGCAGAUAUACCCACAUGCAAGUACCCGGAACUGUAUGUAUUAAAGGGCCGCAGCAUUAGGAAGGUUGAGAACCACUGGUUUAGGCCAUUAUGAGCAUCACUUUGUCUAUACUGCCCAUUAACAGUAAUUACAAUCCCCUUGCCUUUGGUGAUUCGGUACUACCACCCGGCCGAUGCUACUUUAGGGCCAAUUAAACCCAUUGCAGUUAAUUCAUUCAACUGAGCAGCAGCAUCUCCAAUUGUAAGGUCUGACACAAGGAAGGGGUGCCAUCAAAGCUCUCAAACCACUUCUCACCAUUACAGUAUCCUCGAAGGGCGUGUCUGCUGGGCCUUCCUGUAGUGGAGGAUUAGGAUUUACACAGCACACCCACUCUAGCAUUGCAGGUUCCCCGAGCCUUAGAAUCCAAGGGACAUCAGGCAUCUCCCACUCUUCAGUAGACCAUCUUCUGACAAAUGCUUCAGUCAACCAUUCAAACAAACUUUUGACACCCUUUUAAACUGUGAGAGCUUCUACAUUAAACCUAGAAUCUCUACUCAAUGGACCUAUAUCAAUAAACUCAGCCUGAUCCAGUUUUGUGUUCUUCUACCAUUCUCCCAUACCACACACUUUCAUUCCCACACAUAUUCCCAGACUUUUGCCUGAAUGAGUACGCAAACUCAUUCAAGCUCUUUAGUAUUAUAGCGCACCUCCUUAUUGACUGUUGGGAGACCCUACUGCUUAAGGUUGCAGCCCACCAUGUCCAGACAGCAAUCUUAGCUCUGCAUAAAACAGAAGACUCCCUUGCCCAAUUGGGGCUUCCUACUCUCUACCUGGCCUUAUUUGGAGGCUGUCCCUGAGCUUGGAUGCCUGACUUAUCUUAAGUGUGACCUUUGACACAGUUCCCUGCAAAUGCUCUCCCACUGCAGCCCAUAUGAUAAUUAGGUGUUGUGCUCCCAUCUGGAUGAUGGGACCGUGCUGUCAAAUGCAAAUAAAGCAUGCUAUGAACACCUAUUAGGGGAUGUCCCCAUCUCAUAUAUUCCCCUCACUCUGGAGUAAAGUGGAGCUGUUUCACUGAAGCUGACUCCUAGAAGGUCAUUUCUGUCAUACUCACAGCCAGCCAAGUCCUGCACGCUGCCUCUGCUCCCUCUUUACUCACAGACUGGUGGCCACUGGACCACGUGGAAAAGAGAGACCCCACAAUGGACUACUCCCCUCUAGGAGUCUGCUUAGCCUUAAGUCUAGUUAUAGGUCUAGAGACAACUAUUGGUGGGCCCUGAGGGAGAUCAGUAUUUUAGUUUUAUAACAAUUAUAAUUUUAAUCUAAUAUCAGAAUUAAAUAAUUUUGUGCAGACAGGCAUCAGAAGAUAUACAUCCAAAAGAAAAUAACUGUAUACAUAUUUUUGAAUAUAUUCUAUAGCCAUUGAUACUUAUUUUUGGUGGGGUUUUAUUUAUUUAUUUUUGAGAAAAUGAAGAGAAAUAUGAAACUAUGCACAAUUAAAAAAUAGUUAUUUCAGGUGGGCAGUGAUGACGCACACCUUUAAUCACAGAGGCAGGCAGAUUUCUGAGUUUGAGGCCAGCCUAGUCUACAGAGAGAGAGUUCCAGGACAGCCAGGGCUACACAGAGAAACCCUGUCUCAAAAUACAAAAACAAACAAAUAAACACACAGAAAAUGGUUUUAUGUAGUAUACUGCUUCUAACUGACAAUGACAAUUCUGGUCUAGUGGGUGGAGACACCAGGACCCAGACUGUACUGAGAACUGGCCACAUCAUAUCUCCCUGUGGAGACACCAGGACUCAGACAACACUGAGAACUGGCCAUAUCAUAUCUCCCUGCCUUGCACUAUUUUGGUCUUCUCUGCACUUGGUUUCCCGAGGCAACUCCACCCCCAGGAAAUCUGCAGCUGUGCCUUCUAGGCCUUUCUUGAAAUUCUAAAUUACUCACCUUAGGCUGUUCCAGUCAGGAAUUGGGAGAAAAGCAAACUGAUUGAGAGGAACAGCAUCAACAGACUCAAAGAAUGGACUACAGUUCUACCAGCUUCUACAGACACCUUCAGUCCCAGCGCUCACUUGGAGGCCGAACCAGGACCAUCUCUGUGAGUUCCGCACUAGCCAUGGCUAUAAUAGUGAGACUCUGUCUCAAAACAAACAAAUACAAGUUAUACCCUAAAAUGGUGCAUUUUCCCUAGUAGUCCCAAUUUCAGAAAAGUGCUGAUAAACAGGACGUUGAGGGAUCAAUCUCAAAACAAGCCCCUUCCUCAUCUCCAAAUCACAGUCCCUGUAACACUAUUCUCAAACACUUAGGACCCUAGGAACAACGGUUUGAAACCACUGAGGUAGCACAUGUUUCUAUUGGAACUAGAGAUCUACAAAGAACUUAUGCUAACAAUAGCUUCCAAUUAGAAUUGGAGAAUGGGGCCCAAAGCAUGUAUAUGACAUGUUGAGAGCAUGCUGAAGAUCUGAACUCAGAUCUUCUGGCUAGUCAAGUAGAGACACCUCUACAAUGAAAGAGAAAUUUUGAGAACUUAAAACUGUUACUACCCAAACUUAUGUUUUAGAGUUUACAUUUGGCCAUGUGUGUUGGCUUACACUUUUUAUCUGGAGGCAGAGGCACAUAGAACUCUGUGAGUUUGAGGCCAACCUAGUCUACAUAGCGAUUUCCAGAUGAGCCAGGGCUACAUAAGUAGA
Molecule: messenger RNA, 10438 nt
Organism: Peromyscus californicus insignis
Lineage: Eukaryota; Metazoa; Chordata; Mammalia; Rodentia; Cricetidae
Product: protein lifeguard 2-like
Exons: 11
Coding region: 1366-2274 (302 amino acids)
Cellular component (GO): membrane
Source: RefSeq, a predicted model, not a curated record